Messenger RNA from Penicillium concentricum, 330 nucleotides. RefSeq lists its product as uncharacterized. NCBI's taxonomy places the organism in Eukaryota, Fungi, Ascomycota, Eurotiomycetes, Eurotiales, Aspergillaceae. The record is from RefSeq and is a predicted model, not a curated record. The transcript has 2 exons. Bases 1 to 330 code for a protein of 109 amino acids.
AUGUACUAUUACAUACGUCAAUCCUCCACACUCGUGUACCGCCAGCUCAGGCUGUCCUACUUGUAUGGUCUCGGCGUAGAAGAUAUCACAACUCUGCGCAGGCCAAAGGACCAGCACUGGCUGGAUGUCAGACCCAAACAGGUGCCGACAGAACAAGCUCAUGUGCAAAAAUUCGACUCCAGACCCAUAGGGAAACGGACCAUUGUAACGGGAGUGCAGGGCAGACAAGAGUCUAGCACCACCCUCGAUGAAAGACGAAAGAGAAGAGAAAAGAAAAUCGAGAGGAUUGGAGUCGCAGUCCAAGUCGGUCUGUUUGGCAUAACCACGUAA